This is a messenger RNA of Folsomia candida, 1862 nucleotides long. It is a transcript of the gene Mpi, whose product is annotated as mannose-6-phosphate isomerase. Gene Ontology annotation, molecular function: zinc ion binding; mannose-6-phosphate isomerase activity. Gene Ontology annotation, cellular component: cytosol. The record is from RefSeq and is a predicted model, not a curated record. Lineage: Eukaryota; Metazoa; Arthropoda; Collembola; Entomobryomorpha; Isotomidae. Gene Ontology annotation, biological process: carbohydrate metabolic process; GDP-mannose biosynthetic process. The coding region runs from base 528 to 1766 and encodes 412 amino acids. The transcript is spliced from 9 exons.
UGUAACGCAUGUUUAUGCAUCAUGUUAUAAUUAACAUGAGGAGGAUAAGAUGCUUGACCUCUUACCCCCACAAAUCGAUGACAUGCUUUUUGCACAGUCCCCUUUGGAUCUGUAUCCAGCCCGAGUUGUGCGACGUGUAUAUAUUUACUUUCACUCUCGACUUUCACUAUUAUUUUUGCACUUGAAUUGAAUCUCAAACUUGGCCAGUGUUUCAAACUUUGUUCAAAUAAUGACACAAAAUUAGGGUUACUUCUUCUCGAGCUAAAUCAUAAUUAAUAGGUGCAAUUCACUGUAAUGACUAUUUUGGGUUAACCAAAUUGUUUGUAUCAUAAAUUUGUCUGAUAGGUGAAAUUUGAGAUUCAGCUGGAGAAAGUAACACAUAGAUUACUAUUUUACAGAGCAAGGUAUAGAUUUUUUUAUCGCUUCCAGCGGAUGGGUUAAAUAAAGCACAUUUAGUAAAAUACUAUCAGAAAAAGUUGCACUUAUUCCUAUUAUAAAUAAUCUAAUCUAUCAAAAAAGAUAAAAUCAUGGAGCUGCAACCAGCCGUACAACGUUAUGAUUGGGGAAAGGUAGGCAACUCCAGCCUGGUGGCGAAAUUCGCUGCUGUAGCGUCACCGGUCACUGCAAAUGCUUUCACUAUAGAUCCGGAUGAAAAAUAUGCCGAACUUUGGAUGGGGUCGCACCCGAGUGGUCCAGCCAAAAUUAAAGAGUCCGGUGAAGAAUUGGCGAAACUUAUUCUAGCGGAUCCUAGCCUUCUUGGGGAGAAAGUUCGAGAAAAAUUUGGAAAUGAUAUUCCCUUCUUGUUUAAGGUGUUAUCCGUCCAGAAAGCGUUAUCCAUCCAGGCUCAUCCGGAUAAAGAGGGAGCUAAAGUGUUACAUUCUGCUCGACCAGAUUUGUAUAAGGAUCCGAACCACAAACCGGAAAUGGCCAUUGCAUUGACUCCUUUCGAAAUGAUGUGUGGCUUUAGAAGGAUGGAGGACAUUGUAAACUUUCUCCAGUUGGUACCUGAACUUGCAAGCCUUAUCGGAGAUGAUCUGACCUCUUCAUUUUCUGAGAAGAAAGACAAAGAAAAUCUCAAAGCAGUUUUUAACAGAUUGAUGGAAAGCCCUGAUGACAUUAUUGCUGCAAAACUUGACCAACUUCUUAGGAGAUUAAAUACUUUAAGCGAAGACGAACAAAAAGCAAUUGAAGGAGAUUUGAUAAAACGGUUGGCCAACCAAUUUCCUAACGAUGUUGGGAUCUGGUGCGUAUUUUUCUUGCAACAUUUUACUCUAGAUCCUGGUCAGGCUGUGUUUUUACCUGCAAAUGAGCCUCACGCUUACAUAUUCGGAGACUGCAUCGAAUGUAUGGCUUCUUCUGACAAUGUCGUCAGGGCUGGGUUGACUCCAAAAUUCAAAGACGUCAAGACCCUGUGUUCCAUGCUGACGUAUGAAACCGGGCGUGACUGGAUUAUAAAUGGGUCACCAUUUGCAAAUGGGACUGGACUUUUGUACGAUCCACCCGUCGAAGAAUUUGCAGUGAUUCGCUAUCAGAGUGAUGGAGCCUUUUCUUUGAAGCCUCACUUUGAUUCAUGCUCAAUUCUAAUUUGCGUUGAAGGUCAAGGAAAAGCAGUCCCACAGUCGGGCAAGAUUGAAGCAGCUCGCGAGCUUUCUCCUGGAACGGUACUUUUUGUCCCGUGCAAAUCAGAGCUUUCCGGAAUGCAAAUCGUCCCAGCGCCUAAAGCAGGACCUAUUUUAAUAUAUGAGGCCUUUGCAACUCCUUCAUAAGUAAUAUAAAUUGUUCUAAAAUGAUAUUAUUUUCGAAGCGAUAAUCAAAAUUAAAUGGGACAAUAAUUAAUAAAAUGGUGCAGAAUUCUAGUAAAA